Messenger RNA from Gossypium raimondii (Peruvian cotton), 613 nucleotides. Its product is annotated as pectinesterase inhibitor. NCBI's taxonomy places the organism in Eukaryota, Viridiplantae, Streptophyta, Magnoliopsida, Malvales, Malvaceae. Gene Ontology annotation, biological process: negative regulation of catalytic activity. The coding region runs from base 13 to 552 and encodes 179 amino acids. The record is from RefSeq and is a predicted model, not a curated record. Gene Ontology annotation, molecular function: pectinesterase inhibitor activity. The transcript has a single exon.
CAAAAAUUAUCCAUGGAUAUUAAUUUGCCUCUUUUUCUUUUUCUUUCGAUUUCCUUCAACUACAUGGGUCAUCGGAAUCUUGUUUCUGCCGACGAUACAUUGAUUAAAACCCAAUGUCAUAAUGCGAAAGUCCCCAAAGCCUGCAUACAAUGCGUAAAAUCUGAUCCCCAUAGCCAAUCAGCCGAUAAAGUAGGCAUUGCUACCAUUGUCAUAACUUGUAUAAGCAACAAAGCCGUGACCUUGGAAAGCAACAUGACGGUUCUAGCUUCAAGCGUUCACGACAAGAAGUUGAAAUUGGUUCUCCAAGACUGCCAAAAAGAGUUUUCCGACGCGAAAACCAAUUUGACUACUGCGAUGGACCGGUUGAAGAACAAAGAUUACAAUCAAACCAAUUAUUUAGUGAAUCAUGCGCUCCAGGAAGAGUUUUAUUGUAAGAACAAUGUGGGGGAUUUACAGUAUACGCUUCCUACUACUAUCUUGAAUGACAUGACGCUUUAUGAAGAACUUUCGGAAGCAGCAAUGAGAAUAAUUGAUAGGUUUUUGUGGGUGUAAAAAAUGAAAUAAAAUAAAAAAAAUUAUAUUUGUUGAAUAAACUUAUAUAUAAUUUGUUUUA